Kogia breviceps (pygmy sperm whale) is the source of this 1378-nucleotide messenger RNA. NCBI's taxonomy places the organism in Eukaryota, Metazoa, Chordata, Mammalia, Artiodactyla, Physeteridae. The record is from the annotation of a RefSeq genome assembly.
AUGCUAAAAUUCAUUAUUCCUACCAUCAUACUACUACCCCUGACCUGAUUAUCAAAAAAUAACCUAGUCUGAAUCAACCCCACAACCCAUGGCUUAAUGAUUAGCCUCACAAGUCUACUCCUCCUCAACCAAUUCAACGACAACAGCCUUAACUACUCCCUAACAUUCUUCUCCGACUCCCUUUCCACACCACUCCUAAUAUUAACAAUAUGGCUCUUUCCACUAAUACUAAUAGCAAGCCAGUCACACCUCCUUAAAGAACCACCUAUUCGAAAAAAACUCUACAUUACAAUACUAAUUAUACUUCAAACAUCCCUCAUCAUGACAUUCACUGCCACAGAACUGAUCCUAUUCUAUAUUAUAUUCGAAACUACACUAGUCCCAACCCUCAUCAUUAUCACCCGUUGGGGUAAUCAAACGGAACGACUUAACGCAGGUCUUUACUUCUUAUUUUACACACUAGUAGGAUCCCUCCCACUACUAGUAGCACUAACAUAUCUGCAAAACACAACAGGAACUCUAAACUUCCUCCUGUUGCAGUACUGAGCCGAACCUUUACCUGCUUCCUGAUCUAAUACCCUCAUGUGGCUAGCCUGCAUAAUAGCCUUCAUAGUAAAAAUACCUCUUUACGGGUUACACCUUUGACUACCCAAAGCACACGUAGAAGCUCCUAUCGCAGGUUCCAUAGUCCUUGCAGCCGUACUAUUAAAACUCGGCGGCUAUGGCAUACUACGAAUCACACUCCUGCUCAACCCGCUGACAGAACUUAUAGCCUAUCCAUUUCUAAUGCUCUCCCUAUGAGGAAUAAUUAUAACUAGUUCAAUCUGUCUACGUCAAACAGACCUAAAAUCACUCAUCGCAUACUCCUCAGUCAGCCACAUAGCGCUCGUCAUCACAGGCAUCCUCAUCCAAACCCCCUGAAGCUACAUAGGGGCCACUGCCUUAAUAAUCGCCCAUGGCCUCACAUCAUCUAUACUAUUUUGUCUAGCAAACUCAAACUACGAACGAAUCCACAGCCGAACUAUAAUCCUGGCCCGGGGCUUACAGAUCUUUCUCCCGUUAAUAGCAUCUUGAUGAUUAUUAGCAAGCCUAACAAACCUCGCCCUACCUCCUACUAUUAACUUGAUCGGAGAGUUAUUCGUAGUUAUGUCUACAUUCUCGUGAUCAAACUUCACUAUCGUCCUAAUGGGUACGAACAUCCUAAUCACCGCCCUAUACUCUCUAUACAUACUAAUCACCACGCAACGCGGCAAAUAUACCCACCACAUCAAUAACCUCACCCCCUCAUUCACACGAGAACACGCCUUAAUAGCCCUGCACAUCAUCCCCCUCCUACUCCUAUCACUCAACCCUAAGAUCAUUCUAGGCCCUCUCUAUU